Messenger RNA from Acanthosepion pharaonis, 462 nucleotides. The record is from the annotation of a GenBank genome assembly. NCBI's taxonomy places the organism in Eukaryota, Metazoa, Mollusca, Cephalopoda, Sepiida, Sepiidae.
AUGUCGAUUAAGGCUGUUUGCGUAAUGAAAGGCGACAGAGAUGUUAGCGGCGUCAUUCAUUUCACCCAAGAGUCUCCUACUAAACCAGUGAAAUUGACAGGUGAAAUAAGGGGAAUGGCUGAUGGCAAACAUGGUUUCCACAUUCAUGAAUUUGGUGAUAACACAAAUGGCUGUACAUCUGCUGGGCCUCACUUUAACCCCGAUAAUAAAGAACAUGGUGCUCCUACUGAUGAAAAUAGACAUGUGGGUGAUCUUGGCAAUGUCGAUUCAUCUGGUGGAAUUGCUAAUGUUAACAUUGAAGAUAAAAUUAUUAAUUUGACUGGUCCACAUAGCAUCAUUGGUAGAACUGUUGUGGUUCAUGCUGAUAUUGAUGAUUUAGGAAAAGGUGGUCAUGAGCUCAGUAAAACUACUGGCAAUGCUGGUAGUAGACUAGCAUGUGGAGUAAUUGGUAUUACUAAAUAG